AUUAAAAACAAUAUGGCGACUGAAUCUUCAUCAGGCGCAAAAGAGAUACUUUCGCAAAUAUUUAACCGUAUCGAAGAAUUGUCGGAUGCCUUGGCAAGUACUGAGGCAUCUUCCAAUAACUAUGCUAGUGUUGAAGUUCACGACUCGGUUGAGAAUGAAGUAAGAAAGACGUUUGGACAACAUUCAUUAUCAUCAGGUAUGGAAGUAAAUCAAUCAAGUAAUACAACGCAGUCGCACUGCACAAAUCAUGCAUCCGUCACAGCUUCCUCUUCACAUCUGGCAACUCCUUCCUACAAUACCAGAAGAUAUUUCGGUGACCAACGGUCAACUAUGAGAUCAAAUCGUCGGAGGAAAUGUUCUAAAUCGAAAAAAGUUAGUACUGGGCCAUUCUCGCGUGAUCUUAUCUUACUAUCAGGUCCAGAUGACAAGAAUGUACCUCGUCAAGGAGGAAAAGUUUUUCUGCAGGAAAAUGGACACAUCAUCAGUGCGUUUGAAUUUCAUAAAGAGUGGACUGACAUUGACGUAGAACUUGAAAUACGCCAAGCUUUUCAAGGAACCCUGCCUGAUGACGUGGAAAUUGAGAUUGUGCAUUCUGUCCAUACAGCACUUCUCAAACCUACAUUAGCUCAAGGUCAAUAUUUAAAUGGUUCUGUAAUCAACAGAAUCUUUAGCAACAACAAACCAGUUUAUAUUAGGCCAUGUAGACAAAUCCUAAAUCAGCCUACAAAUAAAGAGAAACGUAAAAGGUAUAGUCUUCCAGAAAAUGUGUUUGACGAUGUUGAGGAUGAUGAAUUAUGGAGGCUAUCAAAUGAUUCAAGUCUUAAUGAAAUCUUAACUAACAAUUUUCAAGCAAAUCAAGUUCAAUUUGGAGAAACAAAUCAAGCUACUGUGGUCAUAGAUGAACCCUUGAAGCAACAUGAAGCCAUUAAUGAUAAGCAGCUUGAUGAUGCUGUUGCAGAUAUGAUCAAUCCUGGACCUUCUACUGAAAUGCAAAACAACCAGUGUGAAUUGUUUGAAACAAACUUGGAAGAACCAUUUGAUUUACAAGAUGAUGGAGACGUAAAUAUUGAUGCAGAUGGUGAAUUGUACAGUGGAUUUAUUAACUUUGGAUAUUUUCCUGUUACUUUGUCCAGUGCAUUUAUUGCUUCCUGUCUUUUUUCGGAGGACGCGAUUCCUAAGGAUUGGCUAGUAGAGUCUUUUCAUCAAUAUAUAUCAAAGGACGAAAGUGACACUUUAAAAAGAAGUAUCAGUGAUGAAUGCCCCGACCCGUCAUUGGACGAAGAUGUAGCUGACGUGCUUUCAAGUUUUAAGUGCCGCAGGGUGAUUAAAAAGAGCUCGAUGCCAAAAAUUAUUGAAGAGUUAGCCCAUCAAGAAAUAAUACAGCGUCCAAAAUACGUGGCUAAUGCAUGGUCACCGAUCCUGAAGCAACUGAAAGGUUUUAAGCAAUUUGAAACUGUUGAGAGUUUGUAUGUUACUGGUAGCAACAUCAUUGCAGUUGAUUCAAUCGAGGUUGCAUUUAGUGAUGAAUCAGGUAACGCACGUCGACCUGUUGCGCACACAUGUGCUCCUCUACUGAUAAUACCAUCAACUUACCAGUCAUACAACGAACUGUCCGAGGAAUUCAAUAACAUUUUUCGACGAGAAGCUGCAUGGUCAUUUUACAUAGUUUAA
Messenger RNA from Xenia sp. Carnegie-2017, 1671 nucleotides. RefSeq lists its product as uncharacterized. The record is from RefSeq and is a predicted model, not a curated record. The coding region runs from base 13 to 1671 and encodes 552 amino acids. Lineage: Eukaryota; Metazoa; Cnidaria; Anthozoa; Malacalcyonacea; Xeniidae. The transcript has 5 exons.